UUUCGUAUUAUUAAAAAUAAAAGGUAAAAAAAGUUUACGAUGAGCUUAUGCUUUUGCUCAAUCCUGAAGCCUUCGCUCCUGAAUCGCGAGCAUGAUUUCGUUUCUCGUUGGGCUCCAAACCCUAGUAUCAAGCCCGUCCAGCUCUUUAAUCUUCAAACUCACGGCGGAUGUUUCCGAUUCAAGGCGGUGCAUACGGACGGCGUAGGAGUUAUUUACCCGGACGACACCGUUUCCGAGCGGACCGGCCCGAUUGCUGGUGCUGAACCAGAGGCUGAGGCCCAUGGAGUGAUCAGUGAAGCCGCGGGCACCGCGCCGGAAGAAUCUCAAGAUGCACCAAGUCAAAUUCGGUCAAAGAGGUCGGAGGAAAAGAAAGGAAGUGUCGACGAAAGUGAUAGAGAAAGUCGAUUCAAACUGCGAAAUGGACGCGAGGUAUUUGAAGAGAAAGCUUAUCUAGUUGGUGUGUCAAGGAAAGGCGAUACCGAUGGUUCUUUUAGUAUAGAAGACUCACUUGGUGAAUUGGAGCAGCUUGCUGAUACUGCUGGAUUAUCUGUUGUUGGUUCGACUUGUCAAAGACUUGCAACACCCAAUUCCAGGACAUAUAUAGGAUCAGGAAAGGUCGCAGAAAUUAAGAGUGCGAUCACUGCAUUUGGCGUUGAGACAGUAAUUUUCGACGACGAGCUUUCACCAGGACAAUUGAGGAACUUGGAGAAGGCCUUUGGUGGAGGUGUUAGGGUGUGUGAUCGUACUGCCCUUAUCCUGGAUAUCUUCAACCAGCGAGCUGCCACACGUGAAGCUUCUUUACAGGUAUCAUUAGCUCAGAUGGAAUAUCAACUACCCCGGUUAACGAAAAUGUGGUCCCACCUUGAGCGUCAAUCUGGAGGACAAGUGAAGGGUAUGGGUGAGAAACAAAUUGAAGUUGACAAGCGUAUCUUACGCGACCAGAUUGGUGCUCUCAAGAAAGAGAUAGAAUCUGUUCGUAAGCAUCGCAAGCAGUACAGAAACCGGCGAUUUGAUAUACCCAUCCCAGUUGUAUCUUUGGUUGGGUACACAAAUGCUGGAAAGAGUACACUUCUAAACCGAUUGACUGGAGCUGAUGUUCUUGCUGAGGACAAGCUAUUUGCAACACUUGAUCCUACUACAAGGAGGGUGCUGACGAAGAAUGGGAAGGAGUUUCUUUUAACUGACACCGUUGGCUUCAUUCAAAAACUACCAACAACACUGGUAGCUGCUUUCAGAGCAACCCUGGAAGAGAUAUCCGAGUCAUCACUUAUAGUACACGUCGUGGAUAUUAGCCAUCCACUGGCAGAGCAACAAGUUGAUGCAGUGGACAAAGUUCUUGCAGAACUUGAUACAACAUCAAUCCCAAAAUUAAUCGUCUGGAACAAGGUGGAUUUAUGUUUUAGAAUGCUAUUUUCACAGGUCGAUAAUGCAAAGGACCCUGAAAAAAUUAAGUCCGAAGCUGAGAAUAAUGCAGAUAUCGUAUGCAUUUCCGCUUUAACUGGUGAAGGACUGGAUGAUUUCUGCAAUUCAGUUCAAGAAAAACUGAAGGAUAUGAUGGUGUGGGUGGAAGCCCUAAUUCCAUUCGACAAAGGGGAACUUCUAAGCACCAUACAUCACGUUGGCAUGGUUGAAAAAAUCGAAUAUGUGGAGAAUGGAGCUUUGGUUAGAGCUCACGUUCCACUUCGAUUUGCUCGACUCCUCACUCCUAUGAGACAAACAUGUGCCUCGUAGCUUCUUCUUCCGAUAUUUUAACCUAUAUAAUAUCCUUGUAUAUAGCAAUAUUCCCACUUUCUUUAGCACAUUUCCUGAAUGUCUAUGAUACAAUUCUGGUUUCUUGUCAAUAUUGUCUCCAUUACCGGAGCCCGAAUUUUAAGUCCAGGGGGGCAAAUGCGUUAAAAAGACGUUUAUAUACAUCUUAUCCAUGAAUUUAUUUUAUAUAAUCAAAUUAUUUGUAAAACAAAUAUUCUUUUUUAAGCA
Erythranthe guttata (spotted monkey flower) is the source of this 1977-nucleotide messenger RNA. Lineage: Eukaryota; Viridiplantae; Streptophyta; Magnoliopsida; Lamiales; Phrymaceae. The record is from RefSeq and is a predicted model, not a curated record.